Molecule: messenger RNA, 219 nt
Organism: Symbiodinium pilosum
Lineage: Eukaryota; Dinophyceae; Suessiales; Symbiodiniaceae
Source: the annotation of a GenBank genome assembly
AUGAAGGCUGAGGGACCCCAGCAGGCGGAGUGCGAGGGCGCACAGUUCCAAAAUGACGGCAACGUUAUCACCAUCGAGAACGAUAACGGCUGCGGCUUGACCAACUACGAGUACUCUGCUGAGUACUGCCCCGACCAGGAUCACCUGGUGGUCAACCUCGUGAAGCCCUACCAAGUGAGGAUGGUGCUGGACCGCCAGGCCUGCCCCGUUGCUGGCGAG